AUGCCUUCCAGGUCAGAGGUAACCUGCUUUGGUGCGGGCCCAGCACCUCUUCCUACUGAGGUAAUUGAGGAUGCUGCUCAGGCUCUUGUCAACUUCCGGGACACCGGACUCGGCAUCGCCGAGCAUUCGCACCGGUCGGCGAUGGCUACAAAUAUCAUCAACGAAGCCAAAGCCGACCUGGCGUCGUACCUCGAUAUCCCAGACGAUUACGAGAUUCUCUUCCUCCAUGGCGGUGGGACGGGCGAAUUUGCCGCUACGGCUUACAACUUGGUUGGCGCUUGGGUUGCGCGCAAACACAGCGAGCCUGGUGGCUCAGUACCGGAGCUCCAAUCGGCCGUGAAGGACCUCAAGUUGGACUACAUCGUCACUGGUAGCUGGUCGCAAAAGGCAGCCGCCGAAGCUGAGCGGCUCUUUGGCGCAGAGCAUGUCAACAUUGUGGCCGAUAGCCGCAAGACGAAUGACGGCAAGUUUGGAAAAAUUCCAGAUGAGAGUACCUGGAACCUCACUCCCGGUGCCGCCAUGGUCUAUUACUGCGACAACGAGACGGUUGACGGCGUCGAGUUCCCCGGGUUCCCCAAGUCCCUUGAGCCGGGGCCUGAUGGACCAAUCGUUGUAGCCGACAUGAGCUCCAACAUUCUUUCCAGGACGAUCCCGAUCAAGAAUUUCGCGGCCAUCUUCUUUGGCGCCCAGAAAAACCUCGGAACGACUGGUAUCACCGUCGUGGUCAUCAACAAGAAAUUCCUACCCCCCACGACGUCUCAGCCCCCCCCGACUCUGAUGAGGCAGCUGGGUCUGCCUGUUCCGCCUCGCAUCUUCGAGUACGAGACUAUUGCCAAAAACAACAGCCUCUACAACACACUCAGCAUCUUCGACGUGUACAUCGCCGGUCAAGUUCUCAAGAGGCUGCUGCGACAGAGUCCCAAAGUGCAAGGACAGCAAGCUGUAGCCGAGCAGAAGGCCCAGCUGAUCUACGGCGCCCUCGAGGCGCACCCCGAUAUCUAUCGGAUCAUCCCUGACAAGUCGGCGCGGUCACGUAUGAAUAUCUGCUUCAGAAUCCAGGGCGGAGAUUCGGCAGAGCAAGCCUUCUUGAGCGAGGCUGCUACCCUGGGGUUGACGGGGCUGAAAGGCCACCGUUCUAUCGGCGGCAUUCGCGCCAGUAAUUACAACUCGGUUCCUGUCGAGGGUGCCGAGAAGCUUGCCAAACUGAUUGGCACCUUCGCGGCGAAACAGGGGACUGCCUGA
This is a messenger RNA of Chaetomium globosum CBS 148.51, 1242 nucleotides long. RefSeq lists its product as uncharacterized. Gene Ontology annotation, molecular function: pyridoxal phosphate binding; O-phospho-L-serine:2-oxoglutarate transaminase activity. NCBI's taxonomy places the organism in Eukaryota, Fungi, Ascomycota, Sordariomycetes, Sordariales, Chaetomiaceae. Gene Ontology annotation, biological process: L-serine biosynthetic process. Bases 1 to 1242 code for a protein of 413 amino acids. The record is from RefSeq and is a predicted model, not a curated record. Gene Ontology annotation, cellular component: cytoplasm. The transcript is spliced from 2 exons.